AUGGCUGUUUCGCGCUCGCUUUCUCUCUUGCUGCUGGCCGUCCUCGGCCUGGCCCAGCUGUGUCGUGCAAAGACUGUCACCUACGACUUCAACGUCACUUGGGUGACUGCCAACCCCGAUGGACUGGCUGAGCGCAAAGUCGUUGGUAUUAAUGGCCAAUGGCCGCUGCCCGUGAUCGAAGUCGACAAGGGAGACCAGCUGGUCGUCAACAUGCACAAUGCGCUUGACCGCAGCGCCACCAUUCACUUCCAUGGCAUGUUUCAAAAUGGCACCAAUGGCAUGGAUGGUGCUGCAAUGGUCACCCAGUGUCCGGUGCCGCCUGGCUCUGACUUCACCUACAACUUCACGGUCAAUCAGAACGGGACGUACUGGUACCACUGCCAUACCGACUUCUGCUACCCGGACGGAUACCGGCAGGCCCUGAUUGUGCAUGACGCCGAGUCCCCCUUUGUCAAUGACUAUGACGAGGAGAUGACCCUUACCAUGAGCGAUUGGUAUCAUGAGAUGACCGAGGAUAUCUCACCUCAGUUCCUCUCGGUCUACAAUCCCACUGGGGCUGAGCCAAUCCCCAAUGCCUUCCUGUUCAACGACACUCUGAACUCCAGCUUGCCCGUGAAACCAAACACGACAUACCUGCUGCGUCUGAUUAAUAUCGGCGCCUUUGUAGCCCAGUAUUUCUAUAUUGAGGAUCACACCUUCCGCAUUGUCGAGAUCGACGGUGUCUAUACCGAGCCUGUCGAGGCUGACACCCUCUAUAUCGCUGUCGCGCAACGGUACUCGAUUCUGGUGACAACCAAAAACACAACCGACAAAAACUACCCAAUUGUCACCGUGGCCGAUUCGGUCCUGCUGGACACCAUCACACCUGACCUGAAACUGAACCAGACCAACUGGCUUGAAUACAAUGCCGAUGUAGACCAUCCACAAGCCCAAAUGACUGUUGAUGUCGCCUCUGAUCUUGUACCUUUUGACGACAUCACUCUUGUGCCUACAGAUGGCAUGCCUCUGUUACCCGAGCCCGACUUAGAUAUCCAAGUCACCGUCCAGAUGUUGAACCUAGACAAUGGGGACGGCUAUGCAUUCCUCGACAACAUCUCCUUCACUUCUCCCAAGGUGCCUUCUCUCUAUACCGUCUUUUCAGUUGGCGAUCUGGCUACCAACCAAGCCGUAUAUGGUGAAUUCACUCAUCCCAUGAUUCUUGAACACAAUCAAGUAGUACAGAUUGUACUCAACAACAACGACACCGGCUCUCAUCCAUUUCACCUUCACGGACACAACUUCCAGCUUGUUGACCGCCAGCCUCCAUAUGGGGAGCAUUUUUACGACUAUGCGGAUGGUGACCCUGUCCCAUAUGAUCCAAAUAACCAUACCGCCUUCCCGGCCACACCGGCUCGCCGAGAUACCUUUGUUGCUCCUCCACAGGGCUAUUUUGUCAUCCGCUUCGUGGCCGAUAACCCAGGCGUAUGGAUCUUUCACUGCCACAUUGAUUGGCAUUUAUCACAAGGACUGGCUAUGAUCAUGGUCGAAGCACCGACUAAAAUCCAAGGCGCCAACCAAGAGGCCGUCCCUCAGCAGCAUUACGAUGUAUGCGCGGCCGCUGGCAUUCCUUAUCAGGGUAAUGCUGCAGCCAACACGGAAGACUACCUUGACUUGAGCGGACAAAACGAGCAGCCUGGCUGGUUGCCGGCUGGCUUCACGUCCAGGGGCAUUGUUGCAAUGGUUUUCUCAUGCAUCAGUGCGGUUCUUGGAAUGGCCUUUAUCGUGGUUUACGGUCUUUCUGAUAUGAAGUUCAAACCCACCACGAACGACUCGCAGGCUACAGGGUCAUCCGCACCUGCUGCAACAGAAAGUUCUAGCGAGACCGCCCAGGCUUAUAGGGACUAG
This is a messenger RNA of Talaromyces rugulosus, 1884 nucleotides long. RefSeq lists its product as uncharacterized. The record is from RefSeq and is a predicted model, not a curated record. Gene Ontology annotation, molecular function: ferroxidase activity; copper ion binding. NCBI's taxonomy places the organism in Eukaryota, Fungi, Ascomycota, Eurotiomycetes, Eurotiales, Trichocomaceae. Gene Ontology annotation, cellular component: high-affinity iron permease complex. The coding region runs from base 1 to 1884 and encodes 627 amino acids. Gene Ontology annotation, biological process: cellular response to iron ion starvation; reductive iron assimilation. The transcript has a single exon.